Thlaspi arvense is the source of this 1305-nucleotide messenger RNA. NCBI's taxonomy places the organism in Eukaryota, Viridiplantae, Streptophyta, Magnoliopsida, Brassicales, Brassicaceae. The record is from the annotation of a GenBank genome assembly.
AUGGAGUGGCCUGCAAGUUUAUGGUCGGAAGCUGCUGGAGAUGGGCCGUUCCGACCCCGGAAAGUCAUCUUCGCCGUCAAGAUGGGCCUGGCUCUUGCCAUCAUCUCCCUCCUCCUCUUCUGGGAGGAGCGUCAGUUCUUCGAUCUCACUCAGUACUCCAUCUGGGCUAUCCUCACAGUCGUCGUCAUGUUCGAGUUCAGCAUUGGAGCAACUCUGAUUAAAGGAUUCAAUCGCGGACUGGGGACAUUGUUCGCCGGAGCAAUAGCCUUCGGCUUUGCCAAUCUGGCUAUGUUGGCCGGCCGGGGGGAGAAAAUCGUGAUCAUCAUCAGCAUCUUCAUAACAGGGGCUUGUGCAGCGUAUCUUAAGCUUUACCCAACAAUGACGCCAUAUGAAUACGGGUUCGGGUAUUUGUCCUUACUUACUGUAUCCUCAUGGUCGCGGGAGUACAUAGAUUGCCUUGAAUACAAGAGAUGCUCCUCGAAAAUACUCACUUAUCAGGCAUACGACGAUCCGUUGUACACCAGUUGGGUUUCGCUAUCUGGGAACCGCCUCACGGCCGAUACAGAAUGUUCAAUUAUCCAUGGAGGAACUAUGUCAAGUGAAACUCUUGUUGAGGUUGGUGUUAGUAUUAAUGAGUCACGGUCCGUAUUGACACCAGGCACCCACAGAACACAGGCAGAUAUUCCGGAGCGAGCUGCAGAAGGUCGGCUCAGAAGGCGCCAGAGUCCUGCGGAAGCUCGGAGACAAAGUGGAGAAAAUGGAGAGACUAGUGACCACAGGGACCUACUCAAAGAGGUUCACAAGGCAGCAGAACAGCUGCAGAAAAAGAUAGACAAGAAAUCGUACCUCCUGGUCAACGCUGCAAGCUGGGAAAUCGGCCCGAAAGAGCCUGAAGGAUCUGAGAAGCUUCGCAACAGAGACGACAAGGACGAAGCAGGACAAAACCAUCCAUCGCCAAGCGAAAAAUUACAAGGGCCUUCACAUUUGAGCGCGACCGUGCUAGAAUCGACGUCGUUUCCCUUGGGGCCCCAGCAUGAGCUGGCAAAGAGCGCGUCGGAGCGGGUGUUGAGGGAGAGGGAAGCUUCGUGGCCGUUUCGGCGGCUGCCGUCCGCGGCGGACUGCAGCGGGGCAGAGAGAGCGGGCGAGAGCGCGACCGCUCUGUCGCUGGCGACGUUUGUGUCGCUUUUGAUGGAGUUCGUGGCGAGGCUUCAGAACGUGGUUGACGCCUUCGUAGAGCUGAGCGAAAAAGCCGCCUUCAAGGAGCCCGAGACUGAAUUUGCUGGGGUAGGAGAGGACGGAGCUUAG